AUGGCCUCCAAACCGCAGGAGAGCAUCAUCAUUGGGCCUAAGCCCACCAAAGCAUGCGUCAACUGUCGCCGUCAGAAGAUGAAAUGCCAGCUCGAACCAGGCUCAAGUACUGAGACCUGCAAGGCCGCCAUCAUCAGAGAACCCGUUGACGUGAGGUCGGAGCAAAAUAAAAGACCCACCAGCGCAGAUCCCGGCUCGGUGCUCGGACGCCUUGAAGUCAUCGAGGCUCUUCUCGGCAUCCGCCCAUCUUCUAAAAUAGCCCACCCUUCACCGGGUAGCCAAACAGACGCCGGCCCGUCAGGCAUCCUUUCUCUUGAGGAUGACGAAGAUCCAGAGUUUAGCGGACUUAAACCGGCCGUUGCUCAGUUGAGGUGCUUGGCUAGGCAGCCCCAGAAUGACACAAUUUGGGCGCCUUCUGUCAUGAAGCAGCUAUGGACGUCAUUCCAUGACAAUGUCCCGGGACUCCACUUCCUGUCCAAGAAGCAGACGUUCUCAUCACCUACGCCGCUUCUUCUUGCAUCCGUGCUCUACGUGUCUGCCCUCCAUCACCCCAUCUCAGAUAUUGCUUCCUUGGCACCGCAUUACUUUGUCCUAACAUGUAGCGCUAUCGCCGACCUAUCUGUGCCAUCUCCCCGCCAGAAUGAACCAUUCAAAGACGAAAACCUCACUGAUGAGCAACGAGGGUUCCAGGAUGUUCUCGGCUUGAUCCUCGCCGGACUGGUGUCGGAAGCUUACAUCAAAGAGACUGGCAUCUGGAUUUCGAUUGGCUAUAGAAUCCUUCUCGACUAUUGUCCGAUGAAUAUUGACGAAAGAUCACGAGAAUGGUGUGGCCUCUUCCGAGGGCUUCAGAUUAUCGACCUCGAACACGCUUCGCUGUACAUGUCUUGCCCGAUCCUGCCGCGGAAGGCACCUUUGGCCUCGCUGCUGCAGCUCCAGACCUCUGGCGGCGACCCAUACGACCAUCUUACGCAGAUGAUGCACAUUGGUUUGUCUCAUUUCACUGGCCGUGGGAUCCCAACGAUAUGGUCUUUCAUUUUCUCGAACGAGGCCGAUCGCUCGUCGCAAGGAGCCACGCCAUUUACAGAAAAUGAUCUUGGCGUCAUAAAACACUGGGCUCGGCAACUCGAUGACUGGCUUGUUAGGUACAGCGGAGUUUCGCCAACCGCUGAGCGACAAGAACUUCUGCUUUCCGCCCGUGCUGCACUCAGACUGCACAACGACGAUCAUGGAAUCUGGAGCAACUGGGAUCUGGUGAUGAUCACCUGGGCUGCUCUGCUGGUCCUCCAAGGAAUGGAGGAUGGAACAGACCUUCGCUUGAUCCAAUCGCACCUCUUGACCCUCAAAAAUACGAGCCAACCUCCGCCUAGCCUUCGACAUCAACUAGCCUCUCGCCUCGAAACAGAUCUCCAGCGCCUCCGAACCCCUCCGACCAGUCCAUCAAGCAACCCGAACGCAAACAACAUCGCAUCUGCAGAAAAUCCCGAAGAAACAAACCCGUGGGCUCUCUUCAACCAGGACAGCAUCCGCCUUGACUCACCUUCAUGGCAAUUUGCACCGAAGCAACAAUAUUUCAACGGGCCCAUGUCCGUGGACAGCCAGCAGCAGAUGCCCGUCGAUCCCAUGAGCGUACAAGGAACUUCAUCAGUCAUCCCCCCAGCAGGAGGACCCAAUGGACCGACCGGACCUGAGCAGUGGCCGCCGGCGCUCAUGCGCCUAUUCGGCAACGGCGACUUCGACAUCGAUCCGGAGAGCGGCGAACCGGUCAAUGAUGUCUUGUAA
Molecule: messenger RNA, 1779 nt
Organism: Lasiodiplodia theobromae
Lineage: Eukaryota; Fungi; Ascomycota; Dothideomycetes; Botryosphaeriales; Botryosphaeriaceae
Product: Protein prib
Exons: 8
Coding region: 1-1779 (592 amino acids)
Biological process (GO): regulation of DNA-templated transcription
Molecular function (GO): DNA-binding transcription factor activity, RNA polymerase II-specific; zinc ion binding
Source: RefSeq, a predicted model, not a curated record